GGUGGAGUGUGCAUGCGGUUUGCCUGUGACGCAGCUUGAUGGACGUGUCCGUGUCCGACGGUGCCCAGCUUGGAAUAGGGUUGCGCUGCAGUCACUCGGGCGGAGUCGUCCUGUACAUCGGAUGCACGAGCUUUCUAAAUGUAUACUUUUAUCUUACUUUUCAACGAUCGGGUACAUUGGAUUUAAUACCCUGACUUUACAACGAGGAACGAAAACUUGUUUUGUUCCAGUUUUGCCUUGCAUACAGUCGGUUCCUCUCUUGGGCGAACAACUCGUGGAUCAUACACUUACCACAGCCUUUACGGGAAGGAAGGAAGAUUUUCUCGGGUUAGCUUUUGACUGGGCCCCUAUCACGUUAGAGGAACAAAUGCAACAGACUGCUUCAGGCCUUUAACAAAUGGGAUCACUCCGUCUCCAGCACCGCCAGGGUGCCAUGGAACACUGGCCUAUUAACAUGACCUGAAGAAUUCCCACCGAUCAUACACAAAACACCACCAAGAAUGACUAAAGUCACUCAACAACUUUGUUGAGUUACAAAUAAUAGUUACAAAUCACUGUGUGGUGUGCAUUUGAGAUUUAUUUCUCCUCCAUUUGAAAAUAUUUACUUCAACGAUCCUUGUUUGGAAGGAUUUUAUUUUUUUGUAAUUUUUUUUUUUUUUUGAAAGAAAAAAAAGAAGCAUUAUCUGUGAAAACUAGCCAGCAAGCAAUAAUCCCAAGAUGAGCGCCGAAGGAUAUCAGUACCGUGCUCUCUACGAGUACCGGAAGGAGAGGGAGGAGGACAUUAACCUGCAUGUGGGAGACAUCUUGCUGGUCAGCAAAGCGGCGUUGUUGGCGCUGGGCUUCGCCGAGGGCAUGGAGGAGAGGCCGGACGAGAUCGGCUGGCUGCCCGGCAUCAACGAGAACACCCAGGAGAAGGGCGACUUCCCGGGCACCUACGUGGAGUUCCUCGGGAAGAGGAGGAUCUCGCCUCCCACCCCCAAACCCCGGCCCCCUCGCCCUCUACCUGUGGCCCCCGGCGCCACCAAGACCGACGCCGACGGCGAACAAGUCACGACACUGCUGGACUUGACAGAGCAGUUCGCCCCCCCAGAGGUGGCCCCUCCCAUGCUGAUGAGGCUGAUGGAGGCCAUCGAACGGAAAGGUCUGGACAACCCAACGCUGUACCGCACCUUCACUGCAGGAGGGGGCCUCGAGAUCAGGCAGUGCUUCGACAGCGAUCCCCCCACUGCAGAGCUGGAGCAGUUUGAGCUGCCGCUGCUGUGUGACGGCCUGAGGCGCUUCCUGCAGGACAUUCCCCAGCCAGUCAUCCCUGCUGCAGUCUACAGCGAGCUCGCACACGUAGCCCAAGAGGUGGCUGCUCCCGAGGAGUGUGUGUCUCUGGUGCGUCGCGUGCUGCAGUCUCCGGCGGUGCCCCCGCAGCACUGGUUGACCCUGCAGAGCCUGCUGCGCCACCUCGCCCGCGUCUGCCAGGCCUCGGCACGCAACCUGCUCAGCGCCCGCGCCCUGGGGGAGAUCUUCAGCCCCCUGCUCUUCAGGCAGCAGGCCGCCAGCUGUGAGCCCAGCCCUGACUCCCACGUACGCAUCAUCGAGGUCCUGGUCACCAGCGAAUGGGGCGACAGUCAGGCAGCACCAGCGCUACCUCCUAAGCCUCCAAAACCAGCACCUGUGACGAACAACGGUAUGAACAACAACAUGGCACUACAGGACGCCGAGUGGUACUGGGGAGACAUCUCAAGGGAGGAGGUCAAUGAAAAGCUCAGAGACACUCCCGACGGUACGUUUCUUGUCCGAGAUGCUUCCACCAAGAUGCAUGGAGACUACACGCUCACGUUGAGGAAAGGCGGUAACAACAAACUGAUCAAAAUCUUCCACCGCGACGGGAAGUACGGUUUCUCGGACCCCCUGACCUUCAACUCUGUGGUUGAGCUCAUCAACCACUACCGGCACGAAUCCCUCGCCCAGUACAACCCCAAGCUGGAUGUGAAACUACAGUACCCCAUCUCCAAGCACCAGCAGGAUCAGGUGGUGAAGGAGGACAACAUCGAGGCUGUGGGCAAGAAGCUGUACGAGUACCACCAGCAGUACCAGGAGAAGAACCGAGAGUACGACAGACUUUACGAGGAGUACACCAGAACGUCGCAGGAGAUCCAGAUGAAGCGCACGGCCAUCGAGGCGUUCAACGAGACCAUCAAAAUCUUCGAGGAGCAGUGCCAGACGCAGGAGCGCUACAGCAAGGAGUACAUUGAGAAGUUCCGGCGCGAGGGCAACGAGAAGGAGAUCCAGCGCAUCAUGGUGAACUACGAGAAGCUCAAGUCGCGCAUCAGCGAGAUCGUGGACAGCAAGCGGCGGCUGGAGGAGGACCUGAAGAAGCAGGCGGCAGACUACAGAGAGAUCGACAAGCGCAUGAACAGCAUCAAGCCUGACCUCAUCCAGCUGCGCAAGACCAGGGAUCACUACCUUACGUGGCUCACACAGAAGGGCGUCAGGCAGAAGAAGCUCAACGAGUGGCUGGGCAUCAACAACGACAAUGUGGAAGACCAGUACUCGAUGGUGGAUGAUGACGAGGAUCUGCCUCAUCACGACGAGCGCUCGUGGAAGCUGGGCAACAUUGUGCGGACGCAGGCCGAGGCGUUGCUGCGUGGCAAACGCGACGGAACAUUCCUGGUGCGCGAGAGCAGCAAGCCUGGCUGCUACGCCUGCAGCGUCGUUGUGGACGGUGAGGUGAAGCACUGUGUGAUCAACAAGACCCCCACCGGUUAUGGCUUUGCCGAGCCCUACAACCUGUACAACUCCCUAAAGGAGCUGGUCCUGCAUUACCAGCACACCUCCCUGGUGCAGCACAAUGACUCUUUGAAUGUGACGUUAGCGUACCCCGUUUACGCUCAGCAGAGACGAUGAGGCGCAGGAGGACGAGAGAGAGAACAAUGAACGAGACUCUUCCUUCCUUCCUCUCUGCGCUCUUGGGGUUUUUUUUGCGCGGAGCUUAGCCUCACGCACCCACACCUACCCAGCCACCUAGCCUCCAACUCACCUACGCUCCUCCUCCUCCUUCUCCUCUUUCUCCUCUUCCUCCCUCCCUCCCUCGUUGGCCUGGCGCACGGGACUCUGGGAAAGGGUGCAGGCGUUUGGAGAUGGACUAGGAGGAGCUUGGCUUGGAUGGAUAGCAUGGAUGGAGGGAGUGGGGAGGUGAAGGUGGAGAGAUGCCUUUUGUGAGGGGGGACUGCUGGACAGAUGGGGAGAGGAGAGACGUGAGAAGGGGAGGAGGGCUGCUUUGUUGCUUGCCUUUCUUCUUCCUAACCUUUACAAACUCAGAAUGGGAAGACGAGACCAUGAAGAAGGGAACGCGGGGGAAAGAGUGGGAGAAGGAGUGUGUGACUGAGAGAAAGAAAGAGAGAAGUGGAAUCCAAAUACACACAAAUAUAUAAAUAUAUAUCUAUAUAUUACUAUAUCUAAAGAGACAGAUGCGGACGCUUCAGCCUGUGGGACUGGUGACGAAUCUGAAUGUAGUUCCCUUUUUCUUGCACUCUGUUUUUUUUUUUUUUUUUUGUUCCCGGGUGCAGCACCCAGAGAAAACUGUGGAACUCCUCUUUCCUAACUCCUCCCCCUCACCGAUCAUAUCCUCUCCCCUGUCCUCUCCUCUCCUCUCCGCAACCUAAAAUGGAGGACUUUGCUUAGGUCGAUCGGACAGACGCCUUUUUCCAGUCGGUGCUGCUUCUUUGUAAAAGCUUUACCUGCUGGAUUGCCCUGUUGCAGUCAGAUGAGCCCACCACCACAACCACCACCGCUGCUGCUGCUGCUGCUCCUCCUGGUCUGCCACCUUACCUUCUCCACCGGGGUAACCCCAUCUGCCUGCCUGUGAUUGGCAUGGGAGUUCUCUUGCCCUUCUGCCACCUCCUUGCCACCUCGUGAAGCCCCACCACCCCUACUCCCACCCCACCCCACCCCCACACUCUAUUCAGGUCUCUGUGUGGUUGUGUGCGUGCUUGUGAGCGUGCGUGUGUACGAAAAUGUGUGCGAGAGUGAAAGUGGCGUGUACAUUAGUGUCGAUGUGACCAAAACUCACAGUAUCUGAAAGCUAAAUUCAUCGUCGGGGUGCUUAAAACAUUUGUGAUGUUUAAACGAAACCGAAAAAGACUCUAACAAUGGACAGACCAUGGAUCAGCUGAAAUAUGUAGCAAGAUGGCACUUUUUUUUCUCUUUAUUUUUCCUUUGUCCUUUAUUUUUUGUUUCCUUUUUGUUUGUUUUGGUUUUUUUUGGAAAUCAAAAAGAAAGAGCAUAUAUUCUCAGAGAGACUCCUGUAAAGACGUCUGGUCUUGACAGGAGCCUUCGGGGGCGGCCAUGAUUGGCGGCGAGCUCAGCCAAUGGGGUGCAGCGUUUGCUCCUGUGACACGCUCACAGAACUGCCUCUGGGUUCGCCGCUGGCAAAAAGGACUUGUGUAGUGACAGCGGCUCGAGGGAAACGAAUAAGGAUCUUUAUUUCAUUAUGGUGAUGUACAUACAGUGAAAGCAGUGAGCCGUAACGAUGACUUGCCGUAUUGUACCAAAAAAAAGAAAGAAAAGCUCAGUUUUUUUUUUUUUUGUUCUGUUCUGUUUGUCAGUUUAUCCUAAUCUGCUAUGCAAAUCUGUUAUCACCCUCCUCUCAGCAAAGUUUUUAUUUUUCCUGUUGCUACCCGUAAUAUAAGCUUCUUUUUGGCUUGGAAAAAAAUCUAUUUUUUGCCCGUGAAAAAUCGAAAAGCAGAUAUAUUUGUCAAAAUGCCAAGAAAGUCUCAGUUUUCAAACCCGAAAUAAAAUAACACAACAAAGCAGAUUUACGUUGAUCAUUCAUAGGUGUGUGUGAGAAGACUUGCACAGAUGGAGAAAAAGAUAAGCAUUUUUGUUUGUUAGCCUUUUUUUUACUUUGAACUACUGGCCUCCUGGGGGUCUCCUGCUCCUCAGCGAAAACUGUUCAACCAAAUUGAUAACAUUUGGUUUUUUCAUAGUAGACUUCUUUUGUUUUCCAAAAAAUAAGAAAGAUGACUAUGUACACUGUCAAGGCCUGCAUAGCAAACCUCAUGAUUAGUUUGAUAUUCCCAACAUGUUCCUCACCUAAUUGUUUUUUUGUUCUCCUUCCGAGAGUUUUAUUUUGUGAUAAAAGUUUAAUUUUCCACUUGUGAGGGAAGCGAAGCUGAUGAUGAUAAAAUAAAUAAAAGUUAGUUUUGUGGAGUGGCAGAAAGCUUGGCGGCGGCAUGCUCAGUUUGGAAACGGGGAAGAAAAAAAAGGUGUCCUUCUCAUUCCUUCCUUGGUCCACACAGUAUUUUUUCUGUAUCAGAAAAUUCUUAAUGAGUGUUUACGCGGGUGUGAACGGGCUCAUUUGGACUAGCGCUGAAUGCUUGUGACCAUGCAUCCGUUUUCUUCUUGAAUAUUGUUUCUGCCACCGAAAGAGAGAAAAGAAAAGUAGAAAAAAAAACGAAUAAACUGUACCAAAUUAGACACAGCUGCCAACUUGAUAGCGCACAUCUUUCUUUUUUUCUACAUUUUUUCCCCUCUCUCAUCUAUAAACAGUAUUUGAAGCUUGAUGACUGAUUUUUGUUUUGUUUUUCUAAGUCUGUUUUAGACCGGGUCAUGUUCUCGGUGCUAAUGUUCAGUACACAGUUUAUAUGCAGCUCAUAACCUGCAGUAUGAAUAUGGCUUGUGUUGUAGGCUACUUUGCAUCACUGAAUAAUAUCAGUAUGAAACUUCUGAAUCGUUAAGGGAGUGUUUUUGGUUUUGUUCCAAUACGUUCUUUCGAUCACCAUCCAUUGUUACUAUCUGCAAAAAUCCUUUUCUUUUUCUUUCCUUUUCUGGCUAACCAUUGAUAAGUACGCUGUUCUCUUGUGUAAGAUUACACCUCCUCUGUUCCAACUAGGCCUGAUUGCCUUAAAACAUAUUUAGAUGACUUUAUUUUUUACAAAAGGGUCAGUCCUUGUCCGCACAUGUUGCGACUUAACCCCUCCCCCCCAUGUCGUUAUCUCUACUAGAGACAAUUGCUCAAAGAUGUAUGAGUUGAACACCUGAUUUGUAAACAUGGAAUAAUUUUGUUUCUCUUUGUAAUCAGUGUAAUUCUGCCCUUUUGCUUUCAAAAAAGAAAUCCCAAGAAAUUGUUUUAGGUGGAUGUAGCAAACAUUUUUUUGUAAAAUGUUAGCACUAGAGGUUGUCAAGUUCAGGUAAUCAUAUUUUCUCCUGCCUUAGCUGGCGAAGAGACUUUUGAGUCAUCAGUUGUCAUUGCCAACAGCACUGCGUAACUGAGCAAGUGCCACAGGCUAGCCAUGCCAUCUUUACCGCUAGUCCUGCAUUGGAAGUUAAAACCCCACGAGACAUUUGUUAAACGUGUGGGCGUUUAUUUACUGCAGUGACGCUGGAGAGUUGAAACGUCCAAUAGUCAUAACUGACGAGGAACAGUUGGGCUCCAAGCCUUCCAGAAAUUAAAUGAGCUUAAAUGAAAGGCACCUCUCUACCUGUUUUAUUGAAAUGGGCAACUUCUCACUCACAGACAACUUUCAAAGAAAAACUAAGCACUGUUAAAAAGAUUUUUUUUAAAGAUCCACUUGUCAUAUCUACAGUGAUUUUCUUUUGAUAUUUCCCUUUAACAUUUGAUAUGUCAUUGUAGUUUUUGUCCAAGCCCACUGAGGCUUCGGAAGUAUUUGUUCACAUAGUUUAAAGUGUUGUUAGAUUGGCCCUUACUGCGGAGAAAAUGCGACACCAUGUUUUUAUUUGAAUCUGUUUUCUUCCACCCCUCUUUUUUUUCUUUUUGUUUCCCCUUCAAUGCUUUAUGACUUUGGUUUACGGUAAACAUGAGAUGAUUGUGUCAGAAAUAUUGAGAUUAAAGAUUUACCGAUGUGUCCCAGUUUUAAAAACAGCUUAAAACCUGUAUGGGCUUUGUGAAAAAAUAAA
Messenger RNA from Engraulis encrasicolus (European anchovy), 6909 nucleotides. RefSeq names its product phosphoinositide-3-kinase, regulatory subunit 1 (alpha) (gene pik3r1). The record is from RefSeq and is a predicted model, not a curated record. Gene Ontology annotation, cellular component: phosphatidylinositol 3-kinase complex. Gene Ontology annotation, biological process: insulin receptor signaling pathway; phosphatidylinositol phosphate biosynthetic process. The transcript is spliced from 15 exons. Gene Ontology annotation, molecular function: protein binding; 1-phosphatidylinositol-3-kinase regulator activity. Bases 718 to 2898 code for a protein of 726 amino acids. Lineage: Eukaryota; Metazoa; Chordata; Actinopteri; Clupeiformes; Engraulidae.